AUGGGGGAAAUCCAUACCCUUUGCAAAAUUUUCAUUGCACAAGUCUUCAAAAGUCUCAUCUGUAGCAACAAGGUGGGCAAGCGACCAAAGGCGAGAUGCUGUAUCACCGUGAACUCACACAGGGAAAUUAUUAACACGGAAAAUAAAGGGCACAGAACAAAAAGAUCACCAGUGACAAAUCACCCAAACGAGGGUAAGUGUAAGUUAGGGAUGCAUCCACUCCAAAUAACCCCCUGGUUUGAAUUCUGCUUCAAAAGUAGCACAUUUGUUGCUGGUGAACAAGCUAUGGUGAAGAAAAAAGCCAUAAAAUAUUUGUAUUAUAUUGAUGCUGCUCAACAUCUCUUCUUCCCCUGGUCUGUUGUUGCUUCUCUGCUGUUUUUGUUCUUUGCUCUCAGUUCCUCAGCUGUUUCAAAUCUAUUUGGCUGCAUAACUCUGUUAGGCUGCAUUCACACGACAGAUUAUUCCACUUUCCUGAUGUUUCCCUAUCUGUUAAUUUCUGCAUUGUAUGUGUGCUUUCAUGGAACAUAAAGGCCACUUCUGGAAGACUAGACAGCAAGCUUAGCACUCAUCUCUGUGUUAUUUCCUUCCAGGGGGAAAAUAAUCUAUUUGCAAAUAACACAAUUGUCAGGAAACCAAUAAUAAGCCGCUCUAUGAAUGCUGAAAACAUAGGAAAAAAAAUAAUUAAAAACACUUAAACAUUAAUAGAAUUAAAACUAUAUACAUAUAUAAAAUCUGCUUAAAACAUACAGAUAAUUACAAUAAAAACAGCACGGCAGCAGCCCUUUCAUCAAAAGCAGUCAGUUCCCCAAAGCCCGCUUGUUUAGAUGAACUUCACAGUAAUGAAAUUAUUAUUUAUUAAAUUUGUAUACUGCCCUUAAUCUGUAGGUCUCUGCGCUUGCUAGUGUGUUAUAUUUUCUGAGUAACAAAGAACUCAAAUAACAUUGAAAUUCAUAAACCCUAGUCAGUCUUGACCACUACUCUGUGUAGCGCUAGAAUUGACCCUGGCACUAUUUCAAUGCCAGCCACUGGCUGCAGAGCUGUAUCCCAUUUGAAGGAAGUCCCAUUUGACUCAGCAGGGUGUGUUCUCAAGUAAAGGAGCCUAAGUUUGGGCUGCACAUCCCAUUCCAACCAUGAAACGGGGAUAUGGUUGUGACUAACAUCCAUGGAUUUCAGUGGAAUUUGAGCCUGGUCUUCACAAACAGCCCUUGGUAUAGAAAAGACUUGUUUCUUGAUACUAUCAUUCCAGACUGUAAGUAAAGGCUCAAAUGGAAGCUCACUGUAGAUAUCACUCCAAGCACAUUUAGUAAAUUAGUUAUUUACAAUAACUCUUUCCCCUAUGUGCUUGCUUACUAUAUGGAGAAGGGUUUUUUUUAUAUGGAGGAGUUUUCAGUCAUAUUUGCCCCUACCUGCAGUCUAACUGGUGUGGUCCAGAAAACAGUUUUACUGUUUUAUCUGUUGUGUUACAGAACAAGGCCUCUGGGAUUAUCCCUGCUUUGUACAGUGGUACCUCGGGUUACAUACGCUUCAGGUUACACACUCUGCUAACCCAGAAAUAGUGCUUCAGGUUAAGAACUUUGCUUCAGGAUAAGAACAGAAAUCGUGCUCUGGCAGUGCGGUAGCAGCGGGAGGCCCCAUUAGCUAAAGUGGUGCUUCAGGUUAAGAACAGUUUCAGGUUAAGUAUGGACCUCCGGAACAAAUUAAGUACUUAACCUGAGGUACCACUGUAUGUGGUUGCAUUGAGAUACUCUAACCUUUUUUCUUUCUUUUUCCCUUACUGUAUUUUAUUUAGGGGGUUUUUUCAGUUUUUGAAAUUUACAAACAAUUAUCAAACAACCAACACAGAAAGAGAAUUCCAAAUACUCUAACCUUCAGAAUACUCUAACCUUUUUUCAGUAGGUCUGGCAUAAUCUAACAAUUCCCUUCUCUUAGCCCCCGAUUCCGAUUCUACAACUCUGUCCCAAGCAAAGAGGAUAAAUAACUUAUAGUUACCCCCCUUCCCCCCCCUUGGCUUACUACGUCCAAGCAAACCACCCUCGGCCAUGCAGAGGAGCGAAAGCCGUCCCACAUGGAUCAAUAUUUUAAUGUGACUUAUCAGGCUGGGUUGUUUACUUAAAAACUCCGGAUCCCAUAAAGGCCAAGGGGGAGCCAGUUUGGGGAACAGAUGCUCUGAAUGCCUCUUCUAGUAAACUGUAUAGACAGAACAACAGCGUUCAGCACUUGAGAGAAAAGCAAAAGCAAAGGAGCUUUAAAGCACAAGACAAAAAUAAGAUCAUGCUGCAAUCCCACAGGACGGUAAGUGAAAUCACUUUCGCGUGUUUCAUUAAAAAUGAAUGAGGGGUUCAAACUGAUGGGUAGAUAAUUGGUACCGAGAGGUACGCGCCAUUAGCGGCAACCGCGAUCAUAUCCUCAAAUACUUUUCAAAGCUUUCCUCCCAUAAAUAGUGUGAUUAUGCUGACUUUGAGGAAGAAAGACAGCUCAUGUCAGUGGCCCACUUGCAUGGGCCAUGUUAACAUCAGAGCUGUUACCCAGAGCUUCACCCGCAAGAUGCAAAACCACAAGUUGCUGUUUUCUCAGCAGACAGACGAGAAGGCAGGGCGCUUUGUGAGUUUGCAGCGACUCCCCCACCCCACCAAGCUGGCUGCCAAAUUUUAAUAUUUUAACUAACUCUGAAUGUGCAGUUUUUGGAGAGGAAGCAUUCCUGCUAUUAGCUCCAGUGAGCCCUGAGAACAAAAGCUAGUUGAAAAUUGACAAAAUAAUGAUGCUAAUAAUAAGCACGAUUGGGUUUUUAUCAGGGAGUAUAUUAGAUUUAUAUAAACGACAACAGCUUUCUUCAAAUCCUUUCCCCUGCGUGGAGCGCAGUCAGCUACACAAUUGUUCCUCGCUGAUAUUUUCCUUUGCCGGUUUUCAGCAAUUGCUUUCACGUCGCUCCCACGCCAUCCUUCAGCCAUGAAAUCCACCAAAGGGGAUGCCGGGGGAACGUAGGGGGCAUUCGUUGCCAUGGGGCUACCAGCAGGCCUCAGCAGCCCUCUCCUCCCUUCUGCUAGCAAGCAGCCGUCUUGUCACCUCCACGUCUAAUAACCAUGAGGUUUGGAAAGAAUGACAAACCCUAGGAACCAAUAUUUCUCUGCUGUUCAUUUUCUGUUUCCCUCCGAGUAAUUGCUAUACUAUGAUGAGUCCUUGAUAACGCUGUGGGGAGGGUGGAAGUUGAGCUCUCCCUCACCCCCCCUUCCCAACUAGGCUUGCCACAUUGCUGGUCCAUUUUAUUUUCUCACCUCUCAAACUAGAUGUUUGCCAAAUUUUGCUCGUUCAUCUUCAAUUGCUUAUAGGUGCAGAUGGGUGAUUCUUACAUGUGUGAGUGGAGACUUAUCUCUUCACUCUACCAUGAGUGGACUGGAGAUUAGUUCUCUCUCACACACCACACACAACUUGACUAGGAACCUUGGAAGGGAGUAUCCGUUGGUGCUAAUGGGGCUUUUUCUAAGGCUCCUUCCUAUCUGUGUGGACAAGGAGUGGGGGCAAGCCAGUCAAGGUGGGUGGUGGGUGGGAAUGCAAGCUACCAUUCCUCGCUCACUGACUUCUCCGUAAGAAUCAUCAUCAUCACCACCACCACCACCAUCACCUACCCAUACAAAGUACUUUGAGACAUUUAGGGUCAGACUCAGCUAAUCGGUCCCAGUAGCAGAAGCCUGUGCAAGGAUUUCUGCUAGUGCAAUUGGGCUCCCCCCGCCCCACUCUUCUCUCUGUAUCCCUCCAAUUUGGGCUGGGGGAGAAUCCUAGAAUCGCAUGCGUCUGGAGGAAAGGUGAGCUAAUUCUAUCAGGCAAGCAGAAAUUCUUGCACCGAUAGAGCAAUCUCCUUAGCACUACAUUGAAUUCUUCCCAUAGUACAGUAUCCUGUUAAUGUAUCCCGUCACCAAGCAAGGAUUUCCACUUCCACGGUGGGACUUUAAUUCCUCUUCGGCCUCUGUGCAUGACCUGAACUCUACCCUGGUCUACUCCAGAGGGUUGAGGGAAACUCUAGAACAGAUUUAGGGUGCCUGGAGGAGAGUGGGGGAACGUUCCAUUGCACAAGCAAAAAUAUUUUCACUGGCAAAACAGCUUUCUUAGUGCUACCAAGGAAUUUUCACAGUGAAAAGCAGGGUAUAAAUGCAUUAAAUAAAGAAAUAAAAUGAAAUGCAUCCUGUGCAUUUAAGCGAACGUUUAGUUUGGCCCUCAAGAUAACUCACUCUUUCAUACCUCCCACUUUUACCAGAUUUACAAGGACUGUGUUUUCCCAGUGUGAGUGUUGUUUACUGGUGCAAACUGGAGCUCUGCUCUAGCUCACUUGACAACAGUGCUUUCCUGUGAAAAUGCUGAAUGGCCUCUUUGCAAUGGUUUCCAAUCAUUUAUUUCUCAGGCCUCAUCAGAGUUCCCCGAGAAGAGAGAUUGCUUGUUAAAGCACUCUUGAGAAUUGUAGCUCUGUUCAUGGAAUACAGGCCUCCUAACAACCAAAUCACCCAGUUCCCAGGAUUCUUUGGGGGAAGCCGGGACUGUUUAAAGUGGUAUGAUACUGCUUUAAAUGUAUGGUGCAGAUGAGGCCUUAGGAAAAUCUCUGGAAAAAUAUAUUUUUGCUUAGAUUUGGCUGUUAAGGAAUCACUUCUGCAGAACCCCCCAUCACUUGAUGGGGAUUCUGGAGUAAGUUUCAGGCCACACCAGAUACCCAGAAAGCCUCGCUAUCCUAUGGGGAUUUAACAUGAAAUCUAGUGUGUCUCUGCUCUGGGUUGCCUUCCACAUCUGGAGGAGAGGCACAUGUCUAAAUUCAGUCAUGUUGCUCUAAUUUUGAUCCCACUUCAUUAUUUACCUUUUCCUUUUAGGAUGUCAGGUUUUAUAUUGUCCUUUCCGUUCAGCUGUAUUUAUUCUCCAGUUUAUCUCUCAUCUCUGGCCCCACUAUAAUUGCCUCCUCUGCCUGUGCAUUCCUCUGGUUCAUUGUCGCUAGUUAAAGCUAGUUAAACCUUUUCUUCUGUUCCAUGCCCUUGACCUUUUCCUAUCCUUUAUCCUUUUCUGUGGAACUCUUUAUACUCACUGAUAUUCAUCAAACCGCUUAUCUUCCACUUAAAAAAAAAUGCCUCAAGACUAAUUUAUUUCAGCGUGUGUGUGUGUGUGUGUGUGUGUGUGUGUAAAGGGCAGAGCUGUAGCUCAGUGGUGAAGCAUCUGCUUUGCUUGCAGAAGUUCUCAAAUUUGAUCCACAAAAAACUGCAUGUAGGGCUGGGAGAGAACCCUCCCUAAAAUCCAGGAGAGCCACUGGCUCUGUAUAAGGCGCACUGUUAGUGGUUCAGCAGUAAAACUGCUCACACAUUUGCAAAGCUAAGCAGGGUCCCAUCAAGUUGGAUGGGGGACUGCAUGUUUAGAUUCUUGCAUUGUGGGGGUUGUACUAGAUGACCCUAGGUGUCCCUUCCAUUUCCUCUGAGAUAAUAUGCCUUCUCUUCCAAUUCUUAGUUUUUAAUUUUUCUUUUUAAUUUUAUUUCUGUCUAAAUUAGGUUGCAAGCCCACUGGGCUGGGCCUGUAUUUAAUAAUAAAUACUAAAUAAUAAUAAUAAAUAAUAAUAAUAAUAAUAAUAAAUAAUAAUAAAUAAAUAAUAAAUAAUAAUAAUAAUAUUUAUUUAUACCCCACCCUCCCCAGCCAGGGCAGCUGACACUAUUAAAAUCACAGUAAAAACAUAAUGUGGGGGGGACCGGGACCAAUGUAAAAUACAGGUUAAAAAUGCAAUUUAAAAUGCAGCCUCAUUUUAAAAGUAGCCCAUUUCUGCACAAUGCCUCGUUUGUUUGGUUUUUUAAAGUCAUUACAACAAUAAUUGUUCUUUCAUAAGGUGAACCAUGAUUUACCUCAGUGCUACUCAAAGUGGUGGUUCACAGACAGGUGCCUCUCCGUGAGCCAUUGGCUGCUGGACUGUGGUGAUUCCAUCAUAACCCAGGUUGGGUGGGAUGCUUCAAGGACCACAUAUGGUACCUGUCCCUGGCACAUUGGGGCUGGGGAAUUACUAACCCGCCACUUCAUAGUUUGAAAAGCACCGAUUUGCAUGACAACAAUAGUCCCUUAAUGAAGUGGAAGGCUUGUGGUUGGGUGCACAUUUAGAUGACUGCGCAGACCGAAAGCUUAGCAGAAAGACAAUGCAAGGCCAAGCUCUCUAGACUGCAACUGAGCAGCAGAGAACAAAGCCAGAGGGAAGCUCUUCCUCUUAAAAGCCUACUGGAUCAGGCCAACGGCCCAUCUUGUCCAGCGCCCUGUUCUGACAGUGGCCAGCCAACCAGAUGUCUGUGGGAAACCACAAGCAACAACAGAUAUCCAACUGCCUCCAGCUAUGGAGGCAGAGCCAGGGAUUGCCCACCCAUGAGGCAAGCUGAGGCAACUGCCUUGCGUGGCAGGAUCCACAGGGGCAGCAGAUCCAGCCUGCAAGGAAUGCAUUGCCUGCUGCCGCAGUGGUAGCGAUGGCUGUGUCACGCUCCCUUGAGGCAUGAUCUGCUGCCUCCUCAGCAGACACUGCUCCAUGCUGCGUUGUCUGCAAUGGCUUUUCUGUGACUUACAUAAAUACAUUUACCAUCUGUGGUGUGGUUGUCCACACAGCAAACUGAGGAAGUCAACAUUGGGGCUAAAACUAGCCAUGAUGGAGACAGCCACACUUAUUGUUCCCUCUCCCUUCUCAUCCUUUGCAGCAAGCGCAUUACUCUCAGCCUGGUUCCAGUACUUACAAGCAGAGAGAAAAAAUGUCUGAUAUGAGGUAGAUAGUGGCAAGGGGAAGCAGCAGAAUGGUUAGGGCCCGGCUCUACUGUUAGGCAGGAGUGAGGAGGCUGCCUCAGGUGGCUGAUGUUGAAGGUGUGGGGGAGCAGCAGAGAGAUGUUGACACUCAUGCGGCCUACCCUGUGCCCUCUUAAGUUAGCCCUCAGUUACCCCAUCCCCAGAGUUGAAGUAAUAUUCCACAGCCAGUCUAUUCUGGUUCCAUAAAUGGAAUGAGGGCGCCAUCUUGUCCUUCUCAGGCAACACAAUGCUUUGGGCCAACUCUGUUGGCUCCCCUCAGCUGUGUGCACAUUCUAACAUUAGCAUCAGAUCCCACUAGGCAUGUGACUGGGGCUGCCCCUAUCAUGUCUGGCCCCAGUUUUGGAUGCAGUUCAGUGGGUCCACAUCCCAGUCAGUUACAUCCAGUGCUAUCAACAUACAUGGAGAACAGAUCGUAGGAAGAAGCCACCUUGCACCAGAUCAGGCUAUUUGUCCACUGAACCCAGGCAGGGGCCCUCCAGGUCAUUAGCUAUGUGAUCAUUAUUUUUUUAAGCAGAUUUACCAAAGGAUCUUCUGCAAAGGAUCUCCUCUCUACCCUCAAACUACAGAUUCACCCCCAGACCUUUGAUUCUGACUUUUCCCCAGUACAUACUAUAUUGGGUGUGAGUUGGCAAAAGUUCCCCCCGCCCAGUUACACAAAGAGGAAAAUGUGUGGUUGGGGCUGAACCCUUGCUGGUGUUUGUAACACAAAGGUUGUCCAGAUUGCAAAGAAUCGUGUGUCUGUUCCCGAUUAUCUUUGUUUCAGAAGCAUUCCAACAAAAAACAGAAAAAGCCGUCCCCUUCCCGCUAUGGAAUCCUGCAGGCCAAACCUGCUGUAUCAUAAGGAAAAAUUGGCUUUCACUUUCCCCAACAAGUUUCUCACCUUGACAAGCUUUUCCAUUUCAUUUCUCGAAGGUUGACAAACUCCUCUCUUUUUAUUGUUUUCCUUCAUUAGGGAAGGAACAAAAAAAUGGGCACUUAGGAAAAUGAAAUGCCUGUUCCUUCUGAAAACUAAUCAUUUUUACAAAAUAGCCUUACACCCACAGUGCCACUUUAAUCAGGUUAGUUAAAUCUUUCUCUCUUUCUCUUCAAAGGGGCUUUUGAAAUUAGAGUGAAACACGGUUCUGGUGGGGAUGAAGGAGAAAGGGCGGGGGAGCUCUGACACUGGAAUACUUAUCUCCAAUCUUCCGACUUCCUUUUCUUUUCCUAUUUGCAACAGCGUGCGUCAAGAACCAAGGCUUGACUUCUCCACAAAGCCAUGUCAAGAGAAACCCCACAAUGCAUCUGUGAUUUUAUGGAUCGUAACCCACUUUGGUAUUAAGACGCAAGAGUUCAACAAGCAAGCAGUUCCUUUAUCUUCGAGAAAGAAGCAAGUUCUCUUCCAGGUAACAUGAAAGAUAAUAUUUGUAUGCAACAUGGUAAUGCACAGUAUUUUGCCCUGCCUCUUCCCUCCAUCCCCCAAAAUGGUGGCAAGGGAAUGAGCAGGGGUACCCUAUCAUGGAGCCAAAAUUCUAUCUACUUCAGGUGCAACAGGUGCCCUCGGAGUUUGCUGCACCAGCUGAGUUUUCAGGGUGUGAUGCCACAAAUGAUGCAAUAUACUCAACUCAAUGCCACAGCUUAGGGCAGAGGUGCAUGUGAAAUAAUCCCGGUCUGAGUGCCAACUGCGUUUCUGCCACGCUGUGUUGAACUAAGGAAGACUUCAAAUCAGGCUGGUGCCCGAUGUAGGGUUUUAAAUCAGCUAAUACAGUAGUGUGCUGCUGUGACCAGUAAGGUCCUAUUGGGUCACGGUCACCAGUCGCAUCACCUGAAUGGCUGAUAGGUCCCAUUAGGUAUGAACAUAUCUGUCAGUUUCAGAUUAUUUUAAUUUCUCUCUCUCCUUUUGGUUUGCUACACUUCUAUAUCAGUUUGUGAUGAAAUUUCCUCUGCCUUUCUCCAAAUAUACCCAUUUAUAGAUGCCAUUUUCCCUAAUGCUUCCCCCCCCCCCAAACUGGUGCAUCUUUAGGCACAUUUUCAUCUAAUAUUUCCAUUUCGGAAGACAUUAUAUGGUUGGAAAACUGCGUCACAUAAUUCGGAAAUGUACUGACUCAUCUUGCUUAGCCACAGGCCCUCCGGGCUGCAUUCUGCAUCUGUCCCAUUACCUACCACAGCCUUUCUCAACCUUGGGUCCCUACAUGUUGCUGGACUACAACUCCCAUCAUCCCUGACCACUGGUCCUGCUACCUAGGGGUGAUGGGAGUUGUAGUCCAACAACAUCUGGGGACUCAAGGUGGAGAAAGCCUGAUCUACUCAUUUGGGUAGUUUAAAACAACAACAGCAACAGCAGCAGCAACAACAACAACAACAACAACAACAACAACAACAACAACAACAGUAUUUGACAUUCAUACCCAUGCGAGAUUUGUGCUCUCCUUAAUCUUCACUCAAUCUACAGCUGUUUGGGAGCUGGGAAUUUAAGGAUAUUUUCUUCAAAGUGCUUUCAAAGUAUCACUGGUUCAGCCCACAUCUCUCAUUAAAGAACAACCCAUCAAAGGCAAGAGAGAGGGCAGGGGUGGAUGUUGCCCUAAGGGGCAUGAGCAACAUGUAUGGGAUCUAAACCAGGGGGAUAAAUCCUGGGUAAUCAGCAUGAGAUCUAGAGAAGGCUUCCUCAACCUCGGCCCUCCAGGUGUUUUGAGACUACAAUUCCCAUCAUCCCUGACCACUGGUCCUGCUAGCCAGGGAUCAUGGGAGUUGUAGGCCAAAAACAUCUGGACGGCCGAGGUUGAGGAAGCCUGAUCUAAAGCAAAAGAAAGACGGGAGCAGUCCACACUGCAGCAUUUUCUUUCUAUUGCUCAGUUGGAAUAUUAUCUGUUUCUGAAGCAUGAUAUGUUAUAGUUAGGCUGAUAUAAUGGGAAAUUAUAGUGCAGGGUUGGUUGUUUCUUCCAUUGUAAGUUCUAUUACUCUGACUUCAGCAAUAGCUGUGAUUUAACGAGUAAGCUGUGGCUAUUUUAGUUUACAACUAAAAUGUCAUUAAAAAAUAUUUUAGGGAAAGUGAAUGGGCCAGACACCCUACUGUAUUGACCAGGAUUCUAGAGUCUCCUUCUGCUUCAUUUACCAUGAGCUACUAGGCUGGGCUCAGUAUGGCUAAAUUGGUUCCAGCCAAACCACAUUUAUAGGUUGGAGUCAAUUGGUUUAUCAACUGUUGACCGUCUAGAUUGCCAAACAGCUUGCAUUCACAAUGGAAAUUAUUUCUGCCUACAGAAUUUAUCAUGUUCACCUCUUUAAACGUAUUCCCUUUCUCUGUUUUAUUGUAGGUACCUGUGGUUAUAAUUUCGGAAAUCUAG
Podarcis lilfordi (Lilford's wall lizard) is the source of this 10106-nucleotide messenger RNA. The record is from the annotation of a GenBank genome assembly. NCBI's taxonomy places the organism in Eukaryota, Metazoa, Chordata, Lepidosauria, Squamata, Lacertidae.